Messenger RNA from Colletotrichum abscissum, 1290 nucleotides. Its product is annotated as lipase. Gene Ontology annotation, biological process: lipid metabolic process. The record is from RefSeq and is a predicted model, not a curated record. The transcript has a single exon. The coding region runs from base 1 to 1290 and encodes 429 amino acids. NCBI's taxonomy places the organism in Eukaryota, Fungi, Ascomycota, Sordariomycetes, Glomerellales, Glomerellaceae.
AUGCUCCCUCCAAUGCGAUAUCUCCUCUCCUGCUUACAGCUUGCGCCACUGGUUGGUCUAGCUUCAGCGACACCGUUUGACACCGCGCAGCCGCAGCCGCAGCAACCGUUACUAUCGAGCAACGACACCAAGCAUGCUGCACCCCCGUUGCCUAUCUCCGUCGAGCUCUUCCGAUCCCUCGAGCGCACGUCGCGCAUAGUCGACAUCACCUACUGCGUCGGCACCACGGGUAUAUCGCAGCCCUUCUCGUGCGUCUCGCGCUGCAAGGAGUUUCCCUCCUUCACGCUCGUUUCGACCUGGAACACGGGUGUCCUGCUGAGCGACAGCUGCGGCUACAUUGCCGUCGACCACGGCGUUCGAAGGCCUGGCGAUGAGGACAGGUUUAAUGGCAAGGUCGGGGAGAAGGCUAUCAUCAUCGCCUUCCGGGGUACCUACAGUAUUUCCAACACGAUUGUCGACCUAAGCACCAUCCCGCAGGAAUAUGUACCGUAUCCAUCUCCCGAUGAAGGGGGCGAGGCACCCAAUGAGCCCAAACGCAAGUGCAAAGACUGCACCGUCCACAUGGGUUUCCUGACAUCGUGGCGCCAGGCGCGGAGGCUAGUCAUUCCAGAGGUGAAGAAGCUGAGGGAGCAAUACCCGGACUAUCCCAUUCACCUGGUCGGUCACAGUCUCGGUGGCGCUGUUGCCAUGCUCGCAUCUCUCGAGCUCAAGAUCUCCCUUGGCUGGGACAAUGUCAGAGUCACGACUUUUGGUGAGCCCAAGGUCGGCAAUCAGGGUCUUGUAGACUAUGUCGACGAGGUCUUUGGUUUGAAGGGCGAAAAGGACGAGGACAUCUCGAAGCGGACCUACCGUCGCGUGACCCACGCCGACGACCCAGUGCCGCUGCUCCCACUUACAGAGUGGGGGUACAAGCCUCACGCCGGGGAGUUCUAUAUCUCCAAGGCAGAGCUGUCUCCGUCUCUGGAAGACGUCGUGGCCUGUCGCGGUGACAGCGACGGAAGCUGCAUCACGAAGGCGGACGAUAGCUUCUUCGGAUCCAGGCUGAAAGACUUUGUCGAAGUUGCUGCGAAAUCGACGUUGGCACCGCCAAAGGGACUCGUUGAGGAGACCAGCAGAUGGAUCAAGAGGCUACCGGGCUUCCCGGCUCGACUGAAGCUUUGGCAGCUGCUCUUUGCGCACCGGGACUAUUUUUGGAGACUUGGGCUGUGUAUGCCCGGCGGCGAUCCGGCGAAUUGGGGGAGAGACAAAUAUGGAGGUGGCCAUGACAGUUUGCUGUCAGAAGAGCUGUGA